Molecule: messenger RNA, 1386 nt
Organism: Penicillium samsonianum
Lineage: Eukaryota; Fungi; Ascomycota; Eurotiomycetes; Eurotiales; Aspergillaceae
Product: CMGC/SRPK protein kinase
Exons: 6
Coding region: 1-1386 (461 amino acids)
Biological process (GO): protein phosphorylation; regulation of mRNA processing; spliceosomal complex assembly
Molecular function (GO): protein kinase activity; ATP binding
Source: RefSeq, a predicted model, not a curated record
AUGCUGGAUGCUACUGCAGAUUCUUACACACUCGCAUGGACUCAUGGCGAUUCCCUAGACAGUCAUGCAGUUUUGUAUCGAAUCAAUUCCUUGUCCAAAAAACAAGAUCGACGUCCACACUCACCACCGGGAAGCCAGAUGACAUACGCCGGGAUACAGCUCAAUCCAACGAAUCUUCUACGCCGAAUAGAAGAGCUAGCAUCUCUCAAUACCGCCCCGGAGGAUUCAUAUCAUCCUCUACAGAUCGGCGAUGAAUUAGAUAAUGCCCGCUAUCGAGUGAUUGAUAAGCUUGGGUAUGGAGGAUACUCAACCAUAUGGCUAGCCCGUGAUUUCCGAAAGGCCCGAUAUGUGGCAGUGAAGGUGAUCACUGCUGAUGCUAGUCUUAUAACUUCUCUUGGGAACACGCUAUCUAGAUCUGGAAAAGGAUUUAUCCCACCCCUCAUCGACGAAUUUUGGAUUGCAGGUCCUAAUGGCAAGCAUAAGUGUAUCGUCACUCCGCCUGCACUGAUGAGUUUGUUUGAUGCCAAAGAGGCUUCAACCUUCGGACUUUUCCGACCCAAGGUCGCGCAGUCGAUUGUCGCUCAGCUUAUUCAUGGAGUCGCAUUUCUUUAUAGUGAACACAUUGUAUAUGACGGCAAUAUCUUAGUCCAGUUUCCUAAAGCGAUAGAUCAUCUCUCCACAUCGGAGCUGUACGAAAAAUUCAGAAAGCCAGAACCAGAGGCCAUUGUCCGUCUCGACGGAAAGCCAUUCACGAAUGGCGUACCCACUCAAUUUGGUGUCCGCAGCGAGGACAUUGAUUUUAGCGAGAGAAUCAUCCUUAGCGAUUUCGGAGAAUCUUUCAACCCACAUAUAUCACCCAAAUUCUCCUCGAAGACCCUCCCUCUCCUCCAGCCACCUGAAGCCAGAUUCUCGGACGAGCCGCUCUCCUUUGCGUCAGACAUCUGGUCACUUGCCUGUACCAUCUGGGAGAUUGCUGGGUACCGCCCAUUGUUUGAGGCGUUCUUCCCAACUGCAGACCGCUCUGAGGUCCUUGGCAUCUUACCUCCGGAGUGGUGGGAAAAGUGGAGUAGAAGACUGGAUUGGUUCAACGAAGAAGGCGAAUUGAAUUUGAAGCCAGGGAUAUCUGCGCGCAGGGCCUUGGGACAGAGGUUUGAAUACUCUAUACAAGAGCCGCGGGCUGAGACGGGCCUAGAGACUAUGACGGGAGAAGAAAGGAGGGCGAUUAAGGUGAUGCUUCGGUCGAUGCUGGUCUAUCGGCCGGACAAAAGAGCGACGGCUCAACAAGUAUUGCACUCGGAAUGGAUGAAAGACUGGGGACAACCGGCUUUGGAACAGAGCCGGAGUACUUCCAUGAAUAUCGAUCCCUCAUACAAACCAGACACAUAA